Messenger RNA from Formica exsecta, 1917 nucleotides. Its product is annotated as probable methylmalonate-semialdehyde dehydrogenase [acylating], mitochondrial. Gene Ontology annotation, molecular function: methylmalonate-semialdehyde dehydrogenase (acylating, NAD+) activity; malonate-semialdehyde dehydrogenase (acetylating, [NAD(P)+]) activity. Gene Ontology annotation, biological process: L-valine catabolic process; thymine catabolic process. Bases 4 to 1683 code for a protein of 559 amino acids. The transcript is spliced from 8 exons. NCBI's taxonomy places the organism in Eukaryota, Metazoa, Arthropoda, Insecta, Hymenoptera, Formicidae. The record is from RefSeq and is a predicted model, not a curated record. Gene Ontology annotation, cellular component: mitochondrion.
CUCAUGUACUGUCUUAUCAGAAAACAUUGUGUGCUACGUAGAUUGAAUGCAAGGUCAUUUUUUCGACACGAUUCAUUCAGUUCCAUACAAGAGGCUCCGUUGAACAUAUUAAUCGGAAGUAUGGUGCUCCUCGCGAGAAUCGCCAAGUGCGAGGCACGGUUUGUCAUCAGAUCCUACAGUAAUGCUGCUCCGACGGUCAAAAUGUACAUCGAUGGGCAAUUCGUAGAAUCAAAAAGUACAGAAUUCACGGAUGUCCAUGAUCCAGCGACGAAUCAGUUGCUAUGCCGCACUCCAAAAUGCACGAAGGACGAAAUGGAAAAUGCGGUGCAGAGUGCACGGAAGGCAUAUGAGAAGUGGCGGUACACAAGCGUGCUAACGAGACAAAAUUUGAUGCUAAAAUAUCAGGCUCUCAUCCGUGAACACUCGAAAGAAAUUGCGCAGAAUCUUGUGAAGGAAAAUGGAAAGACUAUGGCUGACGCAGAAGGAGAUGUGCUUCGAGGUCUUCAGGUCGUCGAUGCCUGCGCGUCGAUUCCGACACUCCAGAUGGGUGAAUCCACGGCCAACAUUGCUACAGACAUGGACAUCAUCUCGUACAAAGUUCCCCUCGGCAUUACUGCAUCUAUUUGUCCCUUCAACUUUCCUGCCAUGAUACCGCUUUGGUCGUUCCCAAUAUCGGUCGCAUGCGGGAACGCCGCAAUUCUGAAGCCAUCGGAGCGGGUACCAGGUGCGUCUAUGAUCCUCGCUGAUCUCUUUACGAAAGCCGGUGCACCAGCUGGUCUUUUAAACAUAAUACACGGUCAGCACGCAGCCGUGGACUUCAUUUGCGAGCAUCCUGAUAUCAAGGCUGUUUCCUUCGUCGGUUCUGAUCAAGCGGGUAAAUACAUCUACAAGCAGAGCAGCGCACAUGGCAAAAGGGUACAAUGCAAUAUGGGUGCCAAGAAUCAUUGCAUCGUCUUGCCAGACGCAAAUAAGAACAAGACGCUGUCGCAAAUUGCCGGUGCGGCUUUCGGAGCCGCCGGGCAACGGUGCAUGGCACUUUCGGUGGCCAUUUUCGUAGGCAAAUCUAAAGAAUGGAUACCCGAAUUAGUCGAAGCGGCAAAGAGAUUAAAAGUAAACGCUGGUCACGUGCCCGGCACCGAUCUCGGACCUGUUAUAUCGUCCCAGGCGAAGCAGAAAAUUUGCGAACUGGUAGAAUCCGGUGUUAAAGACGGCGCGAAAUUGGUUCUCGACGGAAGAGGUAUCAUUGUACCCGGCUAUCAAAAUGGAAACUUCGUUGGACCCACCGUGUUAACCGAUGUUAAGCCUACGAUGAAGUGUUAUACGAACGAAAUAUUCGGGCCCGUUUUAUCAUGCAUGUUCGCCGACACUACCGAUGAAGCCAUCGACAUCAUCAAUAAAAAUCCUUAUGGCAAUGGCACGGCAGUUUUCACGACAAAUGGCGCGACAGCUAGGGCAUUCGUGAACAAAAUCGAAGCUGGCCAAGUUGGCGUUAAUGUACCCAUACCAGUACCCCUACCAAUGUUCAGCUUUACGGGUAACAAGGGUUCCUUCCUCGGCGAUAACCAUUUUUAUGGGAAAUACGGUGUAAAUUUUCAUACGCAAACGAAGACAAUAACUCAAUUAUGGAGAUCCGAUGAUGCUAGCGAUAUAAUAUCAUCGACUGCGAUGCCUACAAUGCAAUAAGACUGUAAUUGUGUAUAAUUGUACAAUAUAACAAACUAUUGUUCAAGUCUUUCCAAAUUUUACAAGUGUAGCUGUAUAAAGCUCAUUUCUGCAAAUUCGUUACGCAGUUAUAAACGAUGUCUUCCAUUUUAUUACAUACAAAUCUAUUACUAUAAAUGAAUGUAUUGUUAUAAGUUAAAUAAACUAUAUAUAUUUUUUAUAGUUUAAUAAAAUAUAGUCCAUCUCUCUUGAAAA